Messenger RNA from Diachasmimorpha longicaudata, 1157 nucleotides. RefSeq names its product mitochondrial inner membrane protease ATP23 homolog. Bases 261 to 1055 code for a protein of 264 amino acids. The transcript is spliced from 4 exons. Gene Ontology annotation, molecular function: metalloendopeptidase activity. The record is from RefSeq and is a predicted model, not a curated record. NCBI's taxonomy places the organism in Eukaryota, Metazoa, Arthropoda, Insecta, Hymenoptera, Braconidae. Gene Ontology annotation, biological process: mitochondrial proton-transporting ATP synthase complex assembly; mitochondrial protein processing.
CCAAACAAUCCGGGGAAUUCCCUGAGAGCAGACCCUGUAUAAAAAUCUACCUAACCUAUCUUCGGAAAAAUAAUUCCUCCACUACCGACACAGUUUCUCACAUGGUCCCGGCUGCCCCAACCUCUAAACCAUCUCCAAGUGCUCCAGUAUCAUAUCUGAUGUAAUCGAGAACCUCUUGAAGCCAACCCAGUACAUGAAGACCGGAACCAAGUGCUGGUGACAGUGAAAACAAGUGAAACUCAAAUUUAUUCUUAUUUGAAAUGUCUAACUCUACUAAUGAAACGCCGAACAAUGAAAAGCCGAAUACUAAGAACUCUGUAUAUACCCCUCCUCCGACGAAGACAUACCCUGACGAACACGGUGAAUUGUAUGGGCACGACCUGUACCCCGAGAGACGAGGUUUCAAGCCCAGAUCAAUUGUGAAAACUGUGUUCUUGAAGGAAGGCGAGGAGAAUAUACAAAAGUAUCAUUGCGAGAGAAUGCUCUAUAACUGCGUGAAAAAACAUCCCAUAGUGAAGCUGAUGAUGGCAGCUCUGAAGAGUUCAGGAUGCCCAGUGGACAUCAGAAGACACAUGACCUGUGAAAUGUGUGACCAGUCAGUGACAGGUGGCUACGACCCCGAGCUGAAUCAGAUUGUCGUCUGCCAGAACACCGCUAGAAUUGAGACCAUGAUCUCAAGUGUACUGUCCCAUGAGAUGAUUCACAUGUUCGACUACUGUCGAAAUAAUCUGGACUUCAAGAAAUUGGAUCACCUAGCCUGCACAGAAAUUCGGGCGGCCAAUCUGACAUACUGUAGUUUCUUAAGUGCAUUUUUCGAUGGAGAUGCAUCCUGGUUUAAUUUAAAGCAGAAACAUCGGGAGUGCGUCAAGAGACGAGCAACGCUGUCAGUCCUGGCAGCCAGAGGAGUAACCCCAGAGGAAGCGGCAGCAGCGGUUGAUCGUGUCUUCGACAAAUGCUACAACGACAUGGAGCCCAUAGGUAGGAGAAUACGAAAAUCCACCGACGACAUGGAGAAGGCCCUAUACGAGGGCUCUCUCUAUGGCUACGAUCUCUAGCAAAUUGUCCUGUAAUUAGUGAUGAAUUUUUUCAAUGUAUGUAUUUCAAUGCAAUAAUGGACAUACUCUCGUCAGCGAUUAUUAAAAAAAUUAUCCAUUUUA